CACACUGGAGCAUUCCUGUGCAGCUUCAACUCCAGCAGCUCCUCUCACACUCCGUCCGUAACCACAUCUUUGUCCACAUUUACUCCAAAACGAUGAAACUUGCAUACUGGGACAUUCGUGGGCUUGCCCAGCCCAUCCGCCUGCUGCUGGAGUACACCGGCACCUGUUAUGAGGAAAAGUUUUACACAUGCGGUGAAGCUCCCAACUAUGACAAGAGCUGUUGGAUUGAUGAGAAAAACAAGCUUGGGAUAGACUUCCCAAAUCUGCCUUAUCUGGAAGACGGAGACCGAAAGAUCACACAAAGCAAUGCCAUCAUGAGAUACAUUGCCCGUAAACACAACCUGUGUGGAGAAACUGAAGAUGAAAAGGUGAGGGUGGACAUAAUUGAAAACCAGGCAAUGGACUUCAGAAAUGGCUUUGUGAUGUUGUGCUACAUGGAUUUUGAUGGUAAGAAAGAUGGAUAUAUUGAGAAUUUGCCAAAUACUUUGGGUCUGUUCUCAAAGUUUUUGGGAGACAGGACAUGGUUUGCUGGUAGAAAGAUCACUUUUGUGGACUUUAUCAUGUACGAGCUCCUGGAUCAGCAUCGCAUGUUCAGACCGUGCUGUCUCAACAACUUUAAAAAUCUGAAGGAUUUUCUGGACCGAUUUGAGGGGCUAGACAAGAUCAAGGCCUACAUGAAGUCUAAUCGCUUCAUCAAGACUCCCGUCAACAACAAAAUGGCCAAAUGGGGAAACAAAAAGGAGUAACUCAUAAUGGCAAAAAAUAUGCUGACUAAACUAGGGAGUAGUUGGUUAAUGCCCUCAUAACACAAAGCAUCUGUCUUAUGUAGGUAUGGCAAAAAUUGAGUUGGAUCAAAAUUAUGUUGAAAGAACCAAGUUUGUUUGGAUUUUGUAAUUUGAAGGAUUUAAUUUGUACUGUAUCAGAAACCUUUUUUGAAUAAAAAUAGAGCAAAAAUAC
Messenger RNA from Periophthalmus magnuspinnatus, 957 nucleotides. RefSeq names its product glutathione S-transferase Mu 4-like. The transcript has 8 exons. Bases 93 to 746 code for a protein of 217 amino acids. Lineage: Eukaryota; Metazoa; Chordata; Actinopteri; Gobiiformes; Gobiidae. Gene Ontology annotation, biological process: glutathione metabolic process. The record is from RefSeq and is a predicted model, not a curated record. Gene Ontology annotation, molecular function: glutathione transferase activity.